Bradysia coprophila is the source of this 1124-nucleotide messenger RNA. RefSeq names its product alpha-tocopherol transfer protein-like. Gene Ontology annotation, molecular function: phosphatidylinositol bisphosphate binding. NCBI's taxonomy places the organism in Eukaryota, Metazoa, Arthropoda, Insecta, Diptera, Sciaridae. The record is from RefSeq and is a predicted model, not a curated record. Gene Ontology annotation, cellular component: membrane.
AUAAUUACUCUAAGGAUGCUACAAACAACCACAUAAUCCAUAACUAAAACACCUUGUGUUCUCGUUCAAUUUACUUUUCUGAAUUACUUAACAGUUGAUUAAACUGAAUCCGAAGCUUUUGUUUUCAACACCACGUAUUCUCGAUAACAGCAAAAUGGAACUGAGUGAACGGGUUCAAAAGGUAGCCAAGAAGGAAUUGCGAGAAGAUAAGUUUGCUAGGGAUCAAUGCAUUCAGCAGAUGAGAGACUGGCUGUCGAAGAACGAGGAUGUGGUGGAUGUACGAAUUGAUGAUGUCUUCCUGUUGAGAUUUUUACGUACCAAAAAGUUUAGUGUUCCAAUGGCUCAACAAUUGCUGUUGAAAUAUUUGAAUGUAAAGAAAACUAUUCCGAGAAUGACAACCGAAUUGGAUUGUUUAAGUUCGCCGCUGAAGGAGGUGUUUGAAAAUGGUUAUCUAUUCGUAUCGCCACUAAAGGAUCAACAAGGACGAAGCGUUAUCAUAUCGAGAGCUGCAAAAUUUGAUCCACACAUUUGGAACAGCUCCAUCCAAGCCGGAGUUCAUUUCUUAGCGUUUGAAACGUUGCUAGACGAUCCCGAAAAUCAGGUUAUGGGAUUCGUCCACGUAUGGGACUGGCAUGCUGUAUCUGCUUCCCAUUUAACCAUGUGGAGUCCAGCUGAUUUUGAAAUUUUCAAACAUAUAGAACAGUCUUUCCCUGCCCGCCAUAAAGCAUUUCAUGUCAUCAAUGUCCAGUCGACAGUGAAGUGGGCUUUGGACGUGGGUCGACGAUUAGUCAGCAGUAAGAUAAGUGAUCGGAUCACCCUAUACAGUAGUUGGAGCGAAUAUAAUAAAAAAUGUGACGCGUCAUGUCUACCGAAAGAACUGGGCGGUACAAUUCCCAUGGCUGAAAUGAUUCAAUGGUGGAUGCAAAAAAUGGCUGCUAAACGGGACAUCGUUGUUCAAUUGGACAAAAUGAAGUUGUUGAGCGAUCGUGGCAUAACAAAAAAGAAUGAAAAAGACAUGAGCCCACUGCAUGCUGAGAUAAGAGCUCAUAUGGAUUCUGUGGCUGGAAGUUUUCGAAAGUUAGAUGUCGAUUGAACUAGAAUUUGUAUGAUCAAUUGAAAAACAG